Molecule: messenger RNA, 495 nt
Organism: Camellia sinensis
Lineage: Eukaryota; Viridiplantae; Streptophyta; Magnoliopsida; Ericales; Theaceae
Source: RefSeq, a predicted model, not a curated record
AUGGAGAUUGUAAGAAACCAAAAAGCCUUCUCUUCCACUUGUCAAUGUAGUUAUCAAGUGUUCUUGAGCUUCAAAGGUGAAGACGCUCAUAAGGCGUUCGUUGACCACCUCUACACAGCUUUAGUACAAGCUGAAUUUCGCACCUUCAGAGAUGACGAUGGGAUUGAAAGAGGGGAAGAUAUUAAGUUUGAGUUGCAGAAAGCAAUUCAAGAGUCGAGAAUUUCAAUAGUUGUCUUCUCAAAACACUAUGCAUCUUCAACUUGGUGCCUUGAUGAACUUGUAAUGAUCCUCAAGCGCAGGAGGAUCUCAGGACAUGUAGUCCUACCUGUCUUCUAUCAUCCAUCUCACGUGAAGAAUCAAACGGAAAGUUUCAAGGAAGCAUUCAUGAAGCAUGAAGAGAGAUUCCAGGCGGAAGAGAGAUUACAGGAAGAAGUGGGUGAAAGAAAGAAUAACUGGAAGAAUAGAGGGCAACGCUCAGAGAAGCUGCAGAUAUAG